AUGCUUAUUCAAUAUGAUAUCGCCCUCUUCAUUUUAAUGUAUAUUUUACCAAUGAUGAUCUUGUUUGCUACGUACAUUCCAAUAACCGUCAAAUUGUGGUCAGACCGCGGGCUUGGGGAAAUUACAAGAGCUCAAAUCGAUAGUAUUCAAUCCAAAAGGAGAGUAAGUCAAACUCAAUGCAGUUCUCAAAUUGUAUAUCCACUACUGAUAUUUGCUUUAUAA
Molecule: messenger RNA, 222 nt
Organism: Rodentolepis nana
Lineage: Eukaryota; Metazoa; Platyhelminthes; Cestoda; Cyclophyllidea; Hymenolepididae
Source: the annotation of a GenBank genome assembly